Molecule: messenger RNA, 1941 nt
Organism: Penicillium macrosclerotiorum
Lineage: Eukaryota; Fungi; Ascomycota; Eurotiomycetes; Eurotiales; Aspergillaceae
Gene: ptcA
Product: type 2C protein phosphatase PTC6
Exons: 1
Coding region: 1-1941 (646 amino acids)
Biological process (GO): protein dephosphorylation
Molecular function (GO): protein serine/threonine phosphatase activity; cation binding
Source: RefSeq, a predicted model, not a curated record
AUGCACCCGCGGGAUGGAUCUGCCGGCGGCCGUCGCCUUAUCUGCCGACGCUCGGACCCAGGAAGUGUCCCCCACGCCGAGUUGUGCUUUCACUACAUUCUUCCUCCACCACCCUUCUCCGAGAUCAAUGGGCCGUUCAUGAUUUUCCCUUCAGCGAGGCGAGUAACAGGCCGAGUCUGGACCUCGGCCAGCAGUUACAGUACGUCAAAUUCCAAUAUGCCGGCGGACUCGUCUGCGUUUCCUGAAGAUCCGCUGAGCGCCAACCCCGUGGACUUAAAGCUCGCAGCUAACACCGAUACUUCUCUCCCAACAGACGUCCUCCGUCCUCAAACGUUACACAAAUAUAGCACCGAAGCUGCGCCACAGCAUGAGAAUUUGAUCCCACGAAAGCGCCCGCAGUUUCGCGACUACUUUGUUACACAUCUGCCCUCCUCUUCGCUUCAUCCGGAUCCCCGAGGGCCAACCUCUCCUUUUCAUAAACUCCCUCGCUCAGCUUCAAUACCACAUACCGGAGAUACCCCACAGUCACCAACUUCGUUCCAGAACCUGGUAGAUCGAGAGACAACUGUCGUUCGAAUUCCAUUGCGCAGCGCUAAACACCACUUUGGAGCCGUCACUGCUCGCGGCACUCGCCCUUACAAUGAAGAUACCUACCAAGCUGGCGUGAUCGAUGUCCCUGCCUUUGCGAAGCGACCCCCAGCGUCACUUACAAUUAAUCGCAGCCGGAAUCCGGCGACCCAGGCUCGCUCCGCGCGCGCGGCGGAGACAGCGAGCGGGGAUCCGCAAGUCUUUUACUUUGGCAUAUUUGACGGGCAUGGCGGGUCGGAGUGCAGCUCAUUCCUGCAGGACAAUCUGCACGAAUACAUCCAAAAUGCCGCGGCUGAAUUUGAGCUUCGGUCCAGUCUUCGGACAAACCAGCUGCAGGCGAACGGUGAAAUGCCAACUGCGGCAACGGCAUCAUUGCCAGUGAUGCAGGAGGCCGAUCGACGCCGAAUUGGAGACCUGGAAAAGAACCUCGUCCAAAAUUGGAGGCGGCUAGUUGGCGGCUAUUUCAAACGAUUCAAGCCGCCGCAUUUUUCCUAUUACGGGUCCGACAACUCCGCCGACGGUGCUGCGCCCACAGGAUACGUCUCCAUCGAAGAAAUCAUGGAGUAUGCUUUCCUGCGCGCAGACCUGGAUUUUGUCAAAGCGCAAGCAGCCAAACGCGAUGAUGAUAUGGUCCAGGCCGAAAAACCUCUUAACGAAGAUGAAAUCCUUCAUAGCCCUAGUUUGACCCGGACCCCGAAGAUUGGUGGCCGCUCGCGCUUCAAGGGAGGUAGUACUGGAAGUAUUGCUAUGAUCUCCACCCCCACCCCGACGCCGUUCUGGCACCCCAUCGGUCCGUCCAGUCUGCUGGUGUCCCACGUAGGCGACACGAGGGUCCUACUCUGCUCCACCACUAGUGGUGAAGCUAUUCCGCUUACUUCCAACCACCACCCAUCAUCUCCCAUUGAAGCCGGCCGACUGCGACGAUAUGCAGCCACGUUCGUGACUGACUCCUUCGGCGAGGAACGCAUGAGUGGGCUAGCCAACACCCGUGCCUUCGGCGAUGUUCAAUCCAAGCGCAUUGGUGUCUCUGCGGAGCCCGAGCUACGGCGCGUGGAAAUGGGCCCCGCCGAAUUCUCGUUCCUGGUGAUGGUCUCGGAUGGCAUUAGCGGCACUCUACUGGAUCAGGAGAUCGUUGACAUCGUCAAAGAAGCCCGCACUCCGGAGCAGGGCGCCCGCGAUGUGGUCAGCUUUGCCACUGAGGUGACCAAGGAAGGUGACAAUGCCACCUGCCUGGUCAUUCGACUGGGAGGAUGGGAGCGUCGCCUGGAAGGCGGUGUCGGCAGCCUUGGAACUAAGGAGUCUCGCGAGUGGCGGCGACAGGAAUCCACUGAUCCGCGCAGGUCACGGACGUGA